Molecule: messenger RNA, 4096 nt
Organism: Pecten maximus
Lineage: Eukaryota; Metazoa; Mollusca; Bivalvia; Pectinida; Pectinidae
Product: putative amine oxidase [copper-containing]
Exons: 4
Coding region: 232-2661 (809 amino acids)
Biological process (GO): amine metabolic process
Cellular component (GO): plasma membrane
Molecular function (GO): copper ion binding; quinone binding; primary methylamine oxidase activity
Source: RefSeq, a predicted model, not a curated record
UUGUGUGAUGCGGUGCCGAGCUUGUCUUCAUUUUCUGUUGUGAAAUUAUAUAUUAUUUGUGACGUGGACUUUGGUAUCCAUCUCGAGGCCUCGGAUGUAAAUAAAAGGCAGACACCCCUGACUGGACCAAACCAUACGUGUUUUAACACUGCCAUACGUGUUUGCGUUUAAAAUACGUUUACAGACUAUCACCUGGAUACUAAACAACAGUGACCUGCACUGACCGCAGCCAUGCUUGAGGCAGACGCAGAAAGAGGUCAGAUUCUUGCGAAGAGUACUCUCCGAAACUUGAAAAUGAUGCUCGACAACUCUUACAAGUGGAAAUGGAUAUCGCUGAUAUUUACAAUCUCGACCACUGCCUUCCUCGUCAUCAGUGUAUCUGUCUGGGUGGUGAAAGACCGUCAGAUCGAGGCGGCCAAGCUACCCAGUUGCGCUCUUGAUUCGGACAAACAAGUGUCGAGGUCAAAACGUCAGGCCGCUAGUCAAGCAGACGUAUUCGCCGCCAUUACACCGGAGGAAAUUGAUGAGGUGCUAGACUACUUAUAUUCGGACACGGACUUAAACUUGACAAAACCAGACGAAGCUGCAAUUGACUCAAGUUUCAUACACACUUUGGAACUACAGCCCCCAAAUAAGAAAAGGGUGCUUGAUUAUUUGUCCGGUUCUGGCGGACAACCGGAAAGAAUGGCCAAGGUUUUGAUUUUUCGCGGAGAUGCAACGCCUCCUGUCCUCCAGGAAUAUAUUGUAGGACCCUUAUCCAACAUUUCAGUAGCGAAGGUGAUGAACACGACUGCCCGGAAAACCACUAUUCCGUACAACUUCAGGCCAUUCUCGUCUUUCGAAUUUAAAGCCAUCUACAAAUAUAUAAUUAGGUACAUAGCAACUCAUGCUGGACACGUCCUGCUGGAAAGCUACAACGCUACUCCGUUUGACUGCGGCAGUCAGUGCUUGAGGUUCGCCAUGACCCCAAUAUCGAGUGCUUUUCUACCAAAUGGUGAACGGAAGUCAUGGUUCUGGUUUGCUUACGACAUUGAGUUUUAUACGCUACAUCCUCUUGAUUUCCAGUACAGGGUCAACAUGACGAGUGCUAACCCCAAGGAAUGGACAAUUGAGAAUGUAUGGUACGCCAAGCAGAUGUUUUCUAGUCUUGAUGACUUUUUGACCCAGUAUACACGUGGAAACAUUAACAAGACCGUCAUGAACUUCCCAUCCGCCGAAGAAAACAAGUAUAGUUCUUUAGAAUUUCGAGAACCCUUGUUCCCUGAAGCAGUUCUCCGUCCUCCUAUUCAAGUGGAACCCGACGGAUCCCGUAUCACAGCUGCUGGCAAUGAAAUACAUUACCUUGCUUGGGAUCUCAAAUACCGUAUGUCUCCAACAGUCGGGCUUCAACUUUUUGACGUUAACUUCGACGGUGAGAGAAUUCUGUACGAGAUAAGUCUGCAAGAGGUUGUGGUGACAUAUUCCGGUUUCAGCCCUUCCGCUCGGAUGCUGAAUUAUGCCGACAGUGCAGGCUUGUUCGGUACCAGAUGCAGAGGCCUGCUCCCCAGUGUUGACUGUCCGGCAAACGCACGCUUCUUUAACACACAUUUAUACUCGGCUAAUGAAGGAGGUCAUCGGACAUACGAAAAUGCCAUGUGUGUAUUUGAACAUACUACAAACACACCAGUUCGCAGACAUCGCGCCUAUGGGCGGAUUGGGGCAUUUUACGGUGGACUGGUAAGCUCUGUGCUAGUAGUGAGAACGAUUCUGUCUGUGAUAAAUUACGACUAUAUCUAUGACUUCUACUUCUAUCAGACCGGUGCAGUAGAGGUGAAGAUUUCCCUUACAGGCUAUCUUGGAACUACCUUCCACACCCCAGAAGAAAACCCAUACGGAGUUCACAUCAAAGAAGGCAUCAAUGCUGGUAUCCACAACCACUUAUUUCAUUUGAAGGUUGAUUUAGACGUGAAGGGAACCGAAAAUAAGUUUGAAACCCUCGACAUUAAAGUUGAAAACAAGACAGACCCAUGGGUUGAUGGAGGGUAUCACAUUCAAACAUACUAUGAAAGAAAUGUGAAAGAAACGGAACUUGAUGCAGUCUGUAAUUAUAACUUCUCGACUCCGAAAUAUCUUCUCGUCUCUAGCCACAAUGCGACCAGUGCACAAGGUCUUCCUCGGUCGUAUCGACUGUUACCAAGGGGAAUGUCGAAUAUGCUGGUGAAUUCUGACUACGGCUUCUCUAACUCUAUAUCAUGGGCGAGACAACAGGUGGCCGUGACCCGCCACAAGGAUGACGAGGAGACAAGUACUUCAAUAUUCGCUAUGUGGGAUGCUAGCGAUCCAGUGGUCGACUUUGCCAGGUACAUAGAGGACGAUGAGAAUAUUGAUAUUGUUGCCUGGGUCACCCUCGGAACACAACAUAUCCCGCAGAUAGAAAAUGUUCCCAACACAGGUACGGUGGGAACGCAUCUGUCUCUCUUUAUCAUGCCCUACAACUACUUUGACGAGGAUCCCUCCAUGAGAUCACGUGACGGUGUGCGUGUCACUCCAUUUUCAAAUGAUCAUCCGACAGACGGCGCUGUUGUAGAACGCCAUAACCGGAAGCCAGACGAGGCGUGUGUGGCGAGCGUUUCUCUCCCAGAUGAUGACCUACGACGGAACAGUAGAUUUCUGUUUACAUAGUUAUAGUGACUUACGAACUACAUUUAGUGAACACAGGCAGCUAAAUUAUUGGAAAAUAUUCACGUGUUCACAAUGAUUUGUUAUAUUAGAGAUAGACAAGAAGGAACUUUAAUUUACCAAACAAUGAGACCCAAGUUCUUCUCUGAACUUGCAGAAAAUUGUUAUAUGUGAAUUUUGUUAUCAUUUCAGCACAGAAGCAAUGCAAUACGUUUUGUGUGUGUUCUGAAACACAUAUCAGACUUAAUUAAGCGCUCCAGUGAUUGAUAGCGCUGCAUGUUGUUGUCAUUUUUCCAGAAUAUUUAUGUAUUGUAAUAUAUCUUGUUUUGAAAUAUAUCAAAUAUUUACAACCCAAUACGCAUGUAAACAAGCUUAUAUUUGGAUUAAUAAGUCUUCAGUUUUACAUUCAAAUAUGAAAAUUGUAUGAAAAGGGUUAGUAUAGAAGUGUUAGAAAUAUAUCAAUCCAUGGUGCAGUAUAUUAUGACGUACUUUUCGUCAAUACUGUAUGGUUGUUAAGUUUCGAGGUGCUAAUAUAUUGCGCAGUUUUCCAAAUCGGACCUAGUUCCUGACCUGCCUCCUGCCUCUUAAAUAUUGAAGUUAUAAUUAAACUUGAGCUAGAUAAUUUUGGUUUCUAGAAUAUGUCUGAUUCAUAAGUUUCAAAAUAAGGAGAGAUUUUAUAUCACAGCUAAGCUGCGCUAUUCUUUACAAAAAACUUAAGGCUGUUGGCCAGAAUAAACUGAUUCAUGGACAUUGCAUUUUAAGCAUCCUACAGUAAGUUUUUCUAUCAAUUUGUGAAUUCAUAUUUAUAUUCGCUGCGCGUUUAUUUUCGCGAUGUAUUCAGCGAAAUUAAUCCCCGCGAAAAGUAACAACUAUACAGUGUAUUAGUCCCUAAAACGAUGUAUAUUAAUAUAUAAACCAGUGUUAUGAUAAUUGUUUAAUUAAUUUAAUUAUAAAUUAUUAACGUGUUUAUUUAUCACUCCAAAUUUUAUUUUUUACAUCAUGCUUAACUAUUUGUAUGUAACAAUGUAUUCGUUUCCAUUCACACAUUCCUAUUGGUAAAAGUGAUGUGUGGGGAACGAAAACACAUAUAUUAUAAAGUUUUACUACGGCAGCAUUUGUAUAGUUAUUUCUUUGUGCUUAUUAUGAAGGUUUUGUAUAUGUGUUUAUUUGCUUUUCGUCAUUUUGAUUUUAAAAAAGUAUACAGAUAUUACAGGCUUACCUCAACCAUAUCACAGGCCUAAUGAUCUGUAUCCUUCUCAAGAGUGUUCAUUGUGUAUAUCUGUCUUUAUAUAAAUCAUGCAUGUUGUUGACGAAAUGCUCGUUUGAGCAGAACAUUGAAUUUUCUAUUCAUUAUUUCCGACUGGGUACCAUUAUACCCGUAAAUAUUAAAGAUUUGUUUUGGUGAUAUUUAUUUGGAAAUAAAACAUGAAUAAUUCAA